AUGAGUCGAUUAAGAGCGCAGUCAACUCACUGGGAAGUCACUUGCUCUUUCCAAACAAACUCUGUUGAUAUUUACCGAGAUUAUGCCAGGGCAAGCUUCAAGGAGUUUGACGUAUUAGAUUUUGUGGGUGUUAAAGUAUGUAAAAAGAUGGAGUACAUCAAUAUCCGCGGUCAACAGUGUACACAAUGUACGGUAGGUUGGUUUGCAAAGCUCAACCAAUGGGCACUUCAUAUCGACGGUCCUGCUUCGACAACUUGUCAGUUCAAGCCAGGGAAAGAUGCUGUAUUCACUGAGGAUAGCUUCGGUCAUUACUGGGCAACAAAUAAGAAAUUUCGUUGUACCACAUCGCCGGAUGCCACAACGAACUAUUGGUUCGGUGGUUAUUCCUAA
This is a messenger RNA of Paramuricea clavata, 390 nucleotides long. The record is from the annotation of a GenBank genome assembly. NCBI's taxonomy places the organism in Eukaryota, Metazoa, Cnidaria, Anthozoa, Malacalcyonacea, Plexauridae.